Ilyonectria robusta is the source of this 2086-nucleotide messenger RNA. RefSeq names its product Alpha/Beta hydrolase protein. The transcript has a single exon. NCBI's taxonomy places the organism in Eukaryota, Fungi, Ascomycota, Sordariomycetes, Hypocreales, Nectriaceae. The coding region runs from base 360 to 1973 and encodes 537 amino acids. The record is from RefSeq and is a predicted model, not a curated record.
GAGGUAUCAACAUAAUGCUCUGUAGAUGACGAGAUGUUUACGUGCUUGCAUAAUCUCGGGAAGCCAGAAUGGUGUUGAGGUGAGGGCCUCACCUCAAGGUGAGGCUCGGUGAGCUGCGGGGUAAAUGUUUAAACACUUGCCGUCCACAUCCCGAUUGCAUUUGCCGAGCCGAAUCGCGUCGCUGCCAUGGACGGUUCCACCCGCUACCAUGUAAAUCUCUCUUCCGGGCGCUCGGCGCGAAGUCUCUUAUAGUUCUGUUGCCCGUAAGGCAUUCCCUCUGUUCUUCCCGAGUUCAUCCAAGAUCCUCCCCGGUGCUCCUAGCUUACCCCGCCAUCAACACCAACGGCUACAUCAUCGUCAUGUCGACUCCUGGGAUGCUGUACGUGACCAUGCAACCCCAGCCUGGGUUGUCUCUGGAUCAAUUUCACGAGUGGUACAACAACGAGCACGGCCCGACCCGCCUGCGCCUACCUGAGAUCUUCACCAACGGUCUACGAUACAAGGCGACCGACGGCCUGGAGCCGACUUUCCUCGCCGCCUACGACGUGACGUCCAUGUCGCACCUCGAGACCGAGACAUAUCUUACUCUGCGCGCGAACCGAUCUCCCAGAGAGGCGGAGACAAUUGGCCAGGUGGACGUGAAGCGCUUCUUCUUUGACUUGGUCCACACCAAGGAGGCGUCGCAGUUUGUCCCGCUCGAGAAGCUCACGGACGAGGAGGCCGAGGGUAUCCAGACCACUGCGGUUGAUAUAGAGCUGAAGGACGUCGAGGGAGCUGGAGAGCAGUACCAAAAGUGGCUGCUUGAGGAACACAUUCCGAUGCUUGCCAAGGUGCCCGGCUGGCUGCGCUCGCGCGUCUUCAAGACGUCGUACCUCGAAGGUGUGGCUAAGACGACUUACUAUGCGCUCCACGAUUAUGCCAAGGAAAAUGGCCAGGGCGGACCAGAGCAUAAGGCAUCCAUGGAUACUCCUUGGCGCACCGAGAUCUUCGACAAGUACGUCGCUGGCAAGGGCCGACGAACAUACUCCCUCUUCUACGUCUUUGGGCCCGCGCCUCGAGAGUUGUCUUCUCUGUCAAGACUGCCUUCAACUGCCGGUUUCACCUCUGCCGACGCGAAGAACACUACCAUCCCUGGUUCCAACGCUGCUGUUAUCUCAUACGUCACUGCUGCGGAUUCUCUCUCCAUCCCGUACCGUCUCGAGGGCAACUCUGAGCCUGGCGCUCCCACCGUUGCUUUCAGUAAUUCCCUGCUGACGUCCUUGAACAUGUGGGAUUCGUUUGUGGAAAUUCUCAAGCGAGAACGCCCUGAUUUGCGAAUCCUGAGAUACGACACCCGUGGACGUCAUGCAGUGCCUCAGCCACCAGUUGCAGCUACCCUCGACACACUGGCUGCGGACCUUCGAACCGUCCUCGAUGCCCUGCGAAUCACCAAACUACAUGCCCUGAUUGGAGUUUCUAUGGGUGGCGCAACCACCCUCAAUUUUGCCCUCACAUACCCGGAUCGUCUGGAGAAGUUCAUUGCCUGUGAUUUCAACACAACCUCCAGCCCUGCAAACACACAGGCAUGGAAAGAUCGAACAGCUAUUGCUGAAGAGGAUGGUGGAAAGGGAAUCGCAAAACUUGCAGGCCAAACGGUCCCGCGUUGGUUCCACCCCAUUACCAUGGAGCAGAAGACUGAUACCGUCAACUGGAUGACGGACAUGGUCGCUGCCAAUAGUGUAGAAGGCUUCAAAUACAGCUGCACUGCGCUGUGGGACUACGACUUGAAGCCCAAGAUGGGCGACUGCGCGGUACCUGGGCUAUUGGUUGUCGGAGAUGGCGAUGCAAAGGGCGCUCUCGUCAAGGCCAUGGAUGGAUUCAAGAGCCUGUUGGGUAGCAACGGUGCGGAGCUCAGGAUUGUUCCCAACGCUGGUCAUUUGCCCAUGUGUGAGGAUCCCCAGGCUUUCUGGGAGGCUGUUCGAGACUUUGUGUAGAUUUCCCCAAUAGAAGUUACAAUGCCAUUUGAUCAUGAUCAGAUGCACUGCUCGCGAUAGAUUAUGGACUAUAGUAGAAAUAUAUUGUUCGCGGAAGGGUUGCCGGGAUGAAA